AGUCGCCCGUGCCCCGCGCGCCCCAGCCCCGCAGCCCCGCCGCGAUGUGCGCCGCCCGCAUGCCGCCCCUGGCGCACGUCUUCCGAGGGACCUUCGUCCACUCCACCUGGACCUGCCCCAUGGAGGUGCUGCGAGACCACCUCCUGGGCGUGAGCGACAGCGGCACGAUAGUGUUUUUAGAAGAAGCGUCGCAACAAGAAAGACUGGCCAAAGAAUGGUCCUUCAAGCCAUGUGAGAUAAGAGAACUGAGCCACCAUGAGUUCUUCAUGCCUGGGCUGGUUGAUACACACAUCCAUGCCCCACAGUAUUCCUUUGCUGGCUGUAAUGUUGACCUGCCGCUUUUGGAGUGGUUAACCAAGUACACAUUUCCUACAGAACAAAGAUUUCAGAGCAUUGACUUCGCAGAAGAAGUAUACACAAGAGUCGUUAGGAGAACACUAAAGAAUGGAACGACCACAGCUUGUUACUUUGGAACAAUUCACACUGACUCAUCCCUGCUUCUUGCGGAAAUUACAGAUAAGUUUGGGCAGCGUGCAUUUGUGGGCAAAGUCUGCAUGGAUCUGAACAACAGUAUUCCAGAAUACAAGGAGACCACCGAGGAAUCAGUCAAGGAAACAGAAAGAUUUGUGUCAGAAAUGCUUCAAAGGAAUUAUUCUAGAGUGAAGCCUAUAGUCACUCCACGCUUUUCCCUUUCCUGCUCCGAAACAUUGAUGAGUGAACUUGGAAACAUAGCAAAGACCCGUGAUUUGCAUGUUCAGAGCCACAUAAGUGAAAAUCGUGAUGAAGUUGAAGCUGUGAAAAACUUAUAUCCCAGUUAUAAAAACUACACAGAUGUGUAUGAUAAAAACAAUCUUCUGACAAAUAAGACAGUGAUGGCACAUGGCUGCUACCUUUCUUCUGAAGAACUGAACAUCUUCAGAGAACGAGGAGCAUCAAUCUCCCAUUGUCCCAACUCUAACUUAUCGCUAAGCAGUGGCUUUCUCAAUGUGCUAGAAGUCCUGAAGCAUAAUGUGAAGAUCGGGCUGGGUACAGAUGUGGCUGGCGGCUACUCAUACUCCAUGCUUGAUGCAAUCAGAAGAGCGGUGAUGGUUUCUAAUAUCCUUUUGAUCAAUAAGGUAAAUGAGAAAAGUCUCACCCUCAAAGAAGUCUUCAGAUUAGCUACUCUGGGAGGCAGCCAAGCUUUAGGGCUAGACAAAGAGAUUGGAAAUUUCGAAGUGGGCAAGGAAUUUGAUGCUCUCCUGAUCAACCCCAAAGCUUCUGACUCUCCCAUUGACCUGUUCUAUGGAGAUUUUGUUGGUGAUAUUUCUGAGGCUGUUAUCCAGAAGUUCCUCUAUCUAGGAGAUGAUCGUAAUAUUGAGGAAGUUUAUGUGGGCGGAAAGCAGGUGGUCCCGUUCUCAAGCUCGGUGUAAAACCCUGGACAUCUUCAAGUUCUCCUGGGAUAAUGUGGUUCUGCAUUUCUCUUGUGCCCAGGCAGAGUUCGAAAGUCAAAAAAACAGUACCUUGUUCUUGGGGUGACAAUCUCUUUCUGUGUCUAGUUACAGUAUUCACUUGACAAAUCAUUUGAGGGAAGUUGCUCUAACAAUCGACUCUCUGGUUGGGAGGAUUCAAAAUCUCUCCCUUUUGAGCUAUUCAGAUUUACUUUAAGCUCAAACAUAAGGGACAUUUCUGGUGGUUUCUCAUAGAUUGAGGUAAGAUUGAUUUCAUAUUUAAAAAUGUGGAGAGAAAAGAUAUUGCUAUAAGGUUAGAUAUUUUGAUCUAAUAAUAGUAAAAAAUCAGAAAACGAAUAAACGAGUAUAUUUUUAUGAGGGAAGAAAAGUUCAGACUGUCAACUAAUGUGGAAAAUCACUUCAGAUUAUGUUGGUAAAUUACCUACUGAGCAAAAGAAUUAAGGAAAAAAGGAGAGAACUUGCUGAAUUUUAAAAUGUUCCAAGAUGAACCUUGUGUUCUGAAAGUUUGCACUUAAUGGAAUUUGCAUAUUAGAGCUGUGUUAUUGUUGUACUUUGCCUUCUUUGGGGAUGAAAUGUCAGAAAUUGAAUGCCACAUACUUCCUUAAUAUAGUUCUGUGCUUCAAAGUGUUUGACAGAAGUUGGGUAUUAAAGACUUAAAGUCUCUUAGGAAUAUUAUUCAUAUAACUACAUAGCAUAAAUAGUUGUAUUUUUGUGUACUUAAAAAAAACUCACUUCCUAACUGUGCUAUAUUAGUAGUGCUUCAGUUUUGUUAGAACCCAGAUGAAUGCUACCCCACUGUUGUGUAGACUGGAAUCUUCAGAAACUGAGGCAAACACUGGGCAUCCAGGGACUACCAGUAUG
Molecule: messenger RNA, 2309 nt
Organism: Sorex fumeus (smoky shrew)
Lineage: Eukaryota; Metazoa; Chordata; Mammalia; Eulipotyphla; Soricidae
Gene: GDA
Product: guanine deaminase
Exons: 14
Coding region: 45-1409 (454 amino acids)
Biological process (GO): guanine catabolic process
Cellular component (GO): cytosol
Molecular function (GO): zinc ion binding; guanine deaminase activity
Source: RefSeq, a predicted model, not a curated record